AUGUCCACCCUUAUCACUCACUUAAUCAACCCCCUUCUAUACAUGGUCCCGAUCCUUCUGGCAGUAGCCUUCCUAACUCUUAUUGAACGAAAAGUACUGGGAUACAUACAACAUCGAAAAGGCCCAAACAUUGUUGGGCCCAUAGGACUUCUCCAACCAAUCGCAGACGGAGUAAAACUAUUUGUAAAAGAACCUAUCCGCCCUUCAACCUCCUCCCAAGCCCUUUUCCUACUGGCCCCCACCAUAGCCUUCGCCCUAGCCAUAUCUAUCUGAGCCCCUAUCCCCAUGCCAUUCUCCCUUGCCGACUUAAAUCUGGGAAUCCUAUUCAUUCUAGCCCUCUCAAGCCUCACAGUUUACACCAUCCUUGGAUCAGGGUGAUCCUCCAAUUCAAAAUACGCAUUAAUUGGAGCUCUUCGAGCAGUUGCCCAAACAAUCUCAUAUGAAGUUACUCUUGGUCUAAUCCUCCUCUGCAUAAUUAUACUAACCGGUGGAUUUACACUAUUCAACUUCAACACAACACAAGAGCACAUAUGACUAGUCAUUCCAGGCUGACCUAUAGCAGCAAUAUGAUACAUCUCAACACUAGCGGAAACCAAUCGAGCCCCAUUUGACUUAACCGAAGGAGAAUCUGAACUUGUUUCUGGGUUCAACGUAGAAUACGCUGGGGGCCCCUUUGUCCUCUUCUUUCUAGCCGAAUACGCCAAUAUCCUUAUAAUAAACACCCUGUCAACUAUUCUAUUCCUGGGAUCCUCAUUUAUUGACACCCCUGAACUCACAACAAUUUCGAUCAUGUUUAAAGCUUCCCUGCUCUCUCUUUUAUUCUUAUGAGUACGAGCUUCAUACCCACGCUUUCGAUAUGAUCAACUAAUACAUCUUGUGUGAAAAAACUUUCUCCCAAUCACACUAGCAAUAACACUAUGACACAUCUCCUUACCAAUCUCUCUAUCAGGCCUACCACCUCAGAUAUA
Molecule: messenger RNA, 968 nt
Organism: Xenopus tropicalis (tropical clawed frog)
Lineage: Eukaryota; Metazoa; Chordata; Amphibia; Anura; Pipidae
Source: the annotation of a RefSeq genome assembly